Messenger RNA from Colossoma macropomum (tambaqui), 1499 nucleotides. RefSeq lists its product as uncharacterized. NCBI's taxonomy places the organism in Eukaryota, Metazoa, Chordata, Actinopteri, Characiformes, Serrasalmidae. Bases 139 to 1005 code for a protein of 288 amino acids. The record is from RefSeq and is a predicted model, not a curated record. The transcript has 7 exons.
UCUCACGCAGAUAAGCAGCUGGCAGAACAGGAGGAGAAAGACAGGAAGUAAGAGAAAAGGAGGAGUACUUUAUGAAAAGGAAGUGGUGACUACUGACUACAGACCACUGCUGAAACAGGCCAUCAUUACUUCCACAAUAUGGAGCUCAGCUCACUUCCUGUUAAACUCUCACUGAUUAUACUUGUCUACUGUGGACAAAAUCAAGGCAACGGAGCUCGGAUGCAUGGGAUUCACCAGCAGUACGAGCUCCUGGGAGGAACAGUCUACCUCUCAUUGGGAGAAGAGCGUUCAACCCAAAUCAAGUGGAAAAAAGACAGGGAAGUCAUUGCAAUGGUAGACAGGGAAUGGUCAGCCACUAGGUUUCAAGAUAAAUUCAUUGUGAAUGCCUCUGAUGGAUCCUUAAUUAUCAAAAAUGUGACAGAGAGGGACAGCGGCCGGUAUCAAGCUCUAUUAGGGAAAUGGGAAGAGAACAUUGUGGAAUUCCAUUUGAUAGUACUGGAGGCGGUCUCAGAGCCCAUUAUUGGCUCAGUUCUCCAUCGGUCAGAUUCCUUGACUUGCAACUUCUCAGUACAGUGUUCUGCUGGUGGUGACUCAGUGACGUAUGACUGCAGUCUCCAGCACUGCGCUCCAUCAAACAUCUCACUGACCAGAGUCGAAAUUACUAUAGCCAUUGACAACGGACUGGUGGAAUGUACAGCCAGCAACCGUGUGAGCACAAAGAAAAGCCUGCGACAAAUAAAUGAUACAUGUUCAGAAACAUCAGCUGCCUGGCAUUCCCCUUGGAUGACUGUGGGUUGGGCUUUGGGGGGCACACUGCCGGUCUGCUUUCUUAUCAUGAGUUUUUACUGCUACAGAACGAAACUACAGACCACCAAUCAAGACACAGUUGUCCUCUAUAGCGUAUGGGACGAGCCAGAGACUCCGACAGAGGACAGCGCUGCAAAAACAACUCUAUCGGCAGCAGGACAUUCCUUUAAAUUGUGUAAGAUUCCAAAAAUAAACUAGAAAGGUGCAUUUUCUGAAGACAGUUCAGACUGAUUGCACAGCUUAAGCAAUCCGAGAAUGGUUGCUCAGGUGUUACUACAUGGUUGCUAAGUGGUUGCUGCGGUAUUCCAGGUGGUUGCUAUUGUGUUGCUCGGAGGUUGUUGUGAAUGCUAACACUUUGCUAGGUGGUUGCUAGGGUAUUCCAGAUGGUUGCUGGGGUGUUGCUGGGCAGUUGCUAUGGUAUCCCAGUUGGUUGCUAUAGAGUUGCAAUGAAGUUUCUAUCAUGUCUCAAGUGGUUGCUAAAGUGUUGCUAUAUGGUUGCUAUGGUAUCCCUAGUGGUUGCUAAUGUGUUAAUACGUGGUUGCUAUGGUAUUCCUAAUGGAUGCUGGGGUGUUGCUCGGCGGUUGCUAUGGUAUCCCAGUCUGUUGCUAUAGUGUUGCAAUGAAGUUUCUAUCGUAUCUCAAGCGGCUGCUAAGGUGUUGCUAUAUGGUGGCUAUGGUAUCCCUAGUGGUUGC